Molecule: messenger RNA, 753 nt
Organism: Didymodactylos carnosus
Lineage: Eukaryota; Metazoa; Rotifera; Eurotatoria; Philodinida; Philodinidae
Source: the annotation of a GenBank genome assembly
AUGGCGAACAAAAAUGAUUCUGAAAAUUAUCAUCGAUUCGUUGAUAAAGUUUGUAUUGUAACAGGUGGUGCCAGUGGUAUAGGGUAUGCGACCGUGGAUGAGUUUUGCAAAGAAGGAGCAACCGUGGCCAUAUUCGAUUUUAACGAAGAGAAUGGAAAGAAGGCAGAAGAAAAACUCAGAGCGGAAGGAAAACACGUAACAUUCUUCAAAGCUGUCUUUUUCGGUUCAAAAGGUCUAACAGCUACUUCAGAAGAUUUUACCAUGUCAUUCUCAACCAAUGUCAGUGGAUAUGCGCUAAUGGUAAAAGCCGUUUAUCCUUAUAUGAAAAAUGCAGGAGGUAAAUCCUGUUCAAUCGUUAAUAUUUCUUCAAUUUCUGCUCAUCGUCCACAACCCGAUCGUUGGACAUAUUCGAGUACAAAAGGGGCAAUUAUUAUGAUGACAAAAUGUAUGGCACUCGAUUUGAGUAAAGAUGGUAUUCGUGUGAAUUCAGUUUCACCAGGAUGGACAUGGUCACCUGAGGUAUUUAAAGCCGCUGUUGAUGGUGGUAGAGAAAAAUGGGAUCCUGUCUGGGGUCAAUUUCAUAUGCUGCGUCGUUGUGCUGAUUGUCCGGAGAUUGCUCGUCCAAUAUUAUUUUUAUGUUCAAAUGAUGCAUCUUUCAUCACGUCCACUGACUUAUCAAUUGACGGUGGCUAUAUUCAAAUGACAAAUGAAGGAUUUGGAGAACAAUCAAGCUUUGCUGGAUCAAAAUAUUAG